GUGGUGGUGGAUCACUUGAUUGUUGUUUAAUAUUACUAAAAAACAAAACUAGAGCAAAAAAGAUAUUUUAAGUGGUCAUUCACUUCAUACAUGGCCCCAAAUCCCACGUCAUCACAAAACUAGACCCCGCAAUUCUUUAUAUAUAAAUUAAAAUUAUCCGGCAAGAGCAAAACUCCCCCUCUCUAAAAAUAAAAUAAAAUAAAUAUUUUCCGUUUUUUAUUUAUCAGCCCCCCAAAACACCAACCCAAAAUUUUAAAAUUCCCACCAGAACCAGGAAAAUCUCACCCUCCCCAAGUAUCAGCGGGUGAAAACUCGCCACGUGUACAAACUGAAGGAUCUAAACCGUAGGUGACAGAUGGCACGGGCAAAAGAACGGGUAGCAAGGACAAGCACGUGCACCGUCUGAUGUUGCAUCAACGGUGGAUAAUCUGCCCGAUUCGUGGACGGGCAGAUCUGAAUGCCUUUAAGAAGAGGUGGUGACCAUCUCAUUUGUAAUUCGUUCUCAAGAGGGUAUCUGAAACCCUCGUUUCUUCUCUCUUUCUCUCUCUAUAAAUCUGUCUUCUGUACUCUCUCACUAGUCUCGCGAUUUAUAAAUACACACACCUAAACCCUCGCCGGCGGCCACCGUUGAAUUUUUUCUCCGACCGAUUAUGAGUAGCCGACGUUUCGGGUUUGGAUCUCUGAUCGGCGGUUAGCCGUUGGUCCGGAGGAUUCGUCCCGGACCGAAAUGGCAUCAGCCUUAUCGGCGAGUCGAAGCGAACCUUCCUGGGGUGAGAACAAGGUUUAUAUGAGGAAAUAUACAACCGCUACUGCUGCUGCUGCUACUGGCUCUAAAAAAAACCCUCUUCUCAAGUUCAAUCCUAACCCUAAUCUGAGUGCCGUACGUCAGUCGUAUGAUACGCCUCCGGCGCAGGCGUCGGGAGAUUUGCCCCCGUCUAAUCGGAAAUUGAUGAGCUUAAAUGAGAAGAGGUCGUCGCCUUCGUCUUCACGUAGCUAUGUCACUUUUAAUCUCGCUUCGUGUUCGAGAAGAGAUCUUAAGGAGCUUGGGAAGCGGCUGAGUUUAGAACUUGAACAGGUCAGAGCCCUUAUGUCCCGGAUCGAAUCAGGAGAUUUGAAAUCGGGACCUGGACAUCAUCAUUUGUCGUUUUCAGCGAAGACGACUCGGCCUUCUCCUCUUCAGCAGACGCAUUUGGCGGAGUCGCCGAGAGCCGCUGGGGUAGAGAAGAGAAUCCCUAAUGCUAAUCAAACCCACCCGGACUCUAACUUUCUCACAGGAAAGAAGAAGAAAAAGAAAGAUAUGAGUACGGGUUUGAUGACAACACCUGUGGAGAAGAUGGGUUCUAGUAUGAAAAGGAGUAACCCCUACGGAUCGGUUAUGGAAGCGAAACGGCCGGCAUUGGACCCAAUUGAUGAGAAACUUGCUUCGAGUAUGUUGAAGAGGUGUGGUCAGAUCUUGACGAAGCUGAUGAAGCAUAAGUUUGGGUGGGUUUUCAAUGCCCCGGUAGAUGUGGUUGGGUUGAAUCUCCACGAUUACCACCAAAUCGUCAAAAAUCCAAUGGAUCUCGGAACUGUCAAGUCCAAGCUUGAGAAAAAUAGGUAUCGUUCACCCAUCGAUUUGGCUUCAGAUGUGAGACUUACAUUUAACAAUGCAAUGCUUUAUAACCCUAAAGGUUCAGACGUUCAUGUAAUGGCAGAGCAGCUUCUGCUGCGCUUUGAUGAAAUGUAUAAUCCCGCUUUCAAGAAGUAUGAAAAUGAGCGGCGCCGUGCGCUUGGAGCUGGUGCUCAAAGCAUUGCUCCUGAGAGUACCAACAUAGAUUUAGAGACUAGGGUAGUAGGGAAAAAGCCUGAACCGGUGCGACCACAACCCACAUUUUCGAACUCACCACCACCAGUUCAAACUCAGUCAUUGACGAAGCCUUCAGUACCUGCUAUGCCCCCAAUGCCAACAAUGUCAGCCCCCUUAACAAACCCCUCAGGGAACACAAGACCCAUGAAGCUUCCUAAACCAAAAGCAAAGGAUCCCAACAAAAGGCAAAUGAGUGACGAGGAGAAGGCUAAGUUGGGAGCCAAUUUACAAAAUCUUCCGCAAGAGAAGAUGGGUCAACUAGUUCAGAUAUUGAAGAAAAGGAGCGAUCAUUUGUCUCAAGAUGGGGAUGAAAUUGAGCUUGAUAUCGAGGCUGUUGAUACAGAGACGCUAUGGGAGCUUGAUAGAUUUGUCAGCAAUUACAAAAAGUUUGCUAGCAAAAUUAAGCGGCAGUCACUCAUACAGCCUCCUGCUCCAGCUCCCCAGAACAGCAAUCAGCAGUCUUUGGUGAUGGAGACUCCAGAGGUUGCUACUGCAGUUAAAAGCAAGAAAAUUGAUACUGCUGAGGAGGAUAUUGACAUUGGAGAGGAUAUUCCAAUGGGAAAUUUCCCACCUGUGGUGAUUGAGAAGGACACUGCUGGUGGUGCUAGUAGUGGGUCUAGUAGUUCUGGCAGCUCAAGCUCUAGUAGUGAUUCAUCCUCAUCUAGUGAUUCCGACUCAGGGAGUUCCUCUGGUAGUGAUUCAGAAGCUGAUAGUGUUCAAUCACCAUUUGUUGCAUCAAAAGAAGCUCCAGCACCAGCUCCCGACAGCUAACGUGAAAGUCCUGAAAGAAUUUUAGGACAGCUAGUGAAAAGCCAUAGUCUUCAUUUAGCUUAGCAAAAGGAAAUCUAGAGAUUGGUUUAGUCUUUAGACAAGGAUGUGGAUGCUUGAAGAAAGACUUGGGCUUGUGGCUUCUGUUUUUUUUGUGUGUGUGGAUUUGUUUGGCUUCUUUUUUCUUUUUCUGUUUUUUUUUUUAUGGAACAGUGCAAGUGGAUGGGGCAUUGAAAGAUAGUGAGUGUUAGUGGUUGGCUUGGACGGUUCCAUUUGUACCUUGUGUAAAGAAAGAAUGACCGGAACAUAAAUUCAACUGAGUUUUCUAGGGACCAGUAGAUAGAAGAGGAAAGGAGAUAGCUCUGCUAAAGUAGAUAGGAGAGUUAGAAUUAGGGUUUUUUUUUUUUAGUUUAAUGGACGUUUUAACUUCGAGGAGAGAAGGGGGGGAAAGAAGGAAAAACUUGGUUUGGGAAAUUUUUUUUUGUAUCAUACUAAACACCACCACAUGAUUUUCAGAGUGGUCAAGCAGCACAGUAGAAAACAUGUACAGAAUGAUUAUGGGAAAAAAAAACGAAACGAAAGAGGUUUGGCUCUUUUUCUUUUUUAA
Cannabis sativa is the source of this 3221-nucleotide messenger RNA. Its product is annotated as transcription factor GTE2. Bases 728 to 2617 code for a protein of 629 amino acids. The transcript has 3 exons. NCBI's taxonomy places the organism in Eukaryota, Viridiplantae, Streptophyta, Magnoliopsida, Rosales, Cannabaceae. The record is from RefSeq and is a predicted model, not a curated record. Gene Ontology annotation, molecular function: protein binding.